AUGCAUAUUCCGGAUAGGAUUGGAACCUUGUUCCACAUUUCCAUCUUGGAUUUGAGCGGGAACAGUUUAACAGGAUUAAUCCCGCCAUCAAUACGGAACUUGAGCGAAUUGGACACGCUUCAGCUGGAAGAUAACAUGCUUUCAGGAGAAAUCCCUUCCUGGUUAUUUGACAUUGAGAGUUUGAAGAAUUUGUAUCUUGGAGGAAACAAGUUUCUUUGGAAUAACCACGUCAAAAUAGUUCCCAGCUGUAUGCUUUCCCAUCUCUCCCUCAAAUCAUGUAAAAUAUCUGCAGAGAUUCCAGAAUGGAUUUCCACUCAAAAGAAUCUUAAUUUACUCGAACUGAGUGAUAAUCAGCUCACAGGAAACUUCCCACUUUGGAUUGCAGAGAUGGAAAUUGAAUAUCUCCUACUGUCACGGAACAAACUAAAUGGGUCAAUACCUUUUUCUCUUUUUCAGUCUCAAAACUUAUCCGUUUUGGAUCUUUCAAGAAACAAUUUCUCAGGGGAGUUGCCACAAAAUGUCGGUCAUGCUUUAAAGAUGAAGGUACUAGUGCUUUCUGGAAACAGUUUUUCAGGGUCGUUCCCGAAAUCCAUCGCAGAUCUCCCUUCACUAAUGCUACUAGACUUGUCAAGAAACAGACUCUCUGGCAACACACUCCCGGUUUUCAAAUCUAAUUUGUCACCAUCAUAUGUUGAUCUGUCCUCUAAUGAACUAUCUGGUGACAUUCCCGUGUCACUUGUCAGUGGAACUUUUAUUCUUGCACUAGGGAAAAAUAAGUUCUCUGGAAGCUUCCCUAGGAACCUCACUAAUGAUGUGCUCCUUGAAUAUCUUGAUCUACAUGACAACAACAUUACAGGUUAUUUUCCAGAUUAUUUAAUUUCACAAUUAUCCAACCUUCAGGUUCUGAGUUUACGUAACAACUCACUAUAUGGCCCAUUGCCGUCCAACUCAUUCUAUGGAAGUCGCCUCCAAAUUCUUGAUCUCUCAAGUAACAGUCUUGUUGGAAGUAUCCCUACAGAAUUGGGAAAUCUACCGGGAAUGAGUGGAAGACUCUCAGGAUACAUGGUCGGCUAUACUAUUGGUGAGCUAGAGUUGAACUGGAUCGAGGCCACAGUUUCAUUGUUUAGUGGCAUGCACACCAUUACAAUCGAGAUGAAUGAUUUAACAGUGAACUGGAAGAAUGCCAUGCAAGGUCUCUCAAGUCAGGAUCGACAUAUUUAUACUCUAAUAGACUUGUCGAACAAUAAGUUUUCAGGUGAUGUUCCAGAUUCAUUCGGAAAUCUCAUAGGGCUGAAGCUACUCAACCUCUCCUACAAUAAACUCUCUGGAUAUAUACCACAAAGUUUUGGAGAUCUAGAAAGUAUAGAGGCAUUGGACCUGUCUAACAACAAUAUCCCUGGUGCAAUUCCACAAUCAUUUAGGAAGUUAGAUCAACUAUCCGUGUUUGAUGUCAGUAACAACAAGCUAAGUGGUGAAAUCCCGCGGGGUGGACAGAUGGACACGAUGAAUGAUCCGAGUUAUUUUGCCAACAACAGUGGAUUAUGUGGGAUGCAAAUCAGAGUGAAUUGUUCAAAAGACGAGCCAACACCCAAUGAUGGCGAAGAAGAGGAUGAGGAUGACCAUGAUGAAAAGGAGCCAUGGUUGUUGUGGAUAGGAGUGUGGAUUGGAUUCCCACUUGGCUUCAUCUCAUCCGUAUUAACAGCAUUUCUUGGUGGGUAUUUUGUUAUACCAAUAGCAAAGUACCACUCGAUCCACUACAGGCACAGAUGA
Molecule: messenger RNA, 1770 nt
Organism: Daucus carota subsp. sativus
Lineage: Eukaryota; Viridiplantae; Streptophyta; Magnoliopsida; Apiales; Apiaceae
Product: receptor-like protein 46
Exons: 1
Coding region: 1-1770 (589 amino acids)
Molecular function (GO): protein binding
Source: RefSeq, a predicted model, not a curated record